Messenger RNA from Arthroderma uncinatum, 1995 nucleotides. RefSeq names its product LCCL domain-containing protein. The record is from RefSeq and is a predicted model, not a curated record. Lineage: Eukaryota; Fungi; Ascomycota; Eurotiomycetes; Onygenales; Arthrodermataceae. Bases 1 to 1995 code for a protein of 664 amino acids. The transcript is spliced from 2 exons.
AUGCCGGACGACCAUAGACCGGACGUGGAGGGGGGAGCACUGCUCUCCGGACAGCCCGCUGCCUCGAUAGACGACCAUGAUCCCGACCGCGCAAAUAACGACAACCUGCUUCCCUUUGGGCUCGCUAACGAUGGCGCUUCUGUGAUGCCCGUCUGGCUAGCUGAAAGCUCAAAGUCGUUCCGCUGGGGCUGGGUCCCGUUACCUUUGCGAAAGGCCGCCCGUGUAACGGUGAGAUGGCUGAAAGGCCCGGAGCCGCCGCAUGAACUACGAUUCGAGCCGUUAUUCCCUGGCAUACAACAGGCGCCGGUCGUCUUUCUGGAGAGAUACUUUCCGAAGAAAAAACAGAAGAUCUUCUUGUUGCUGGGGCUAUACUUUGCCUGGUUCCUGUCUUGGUCUCUUACUCUGCGGCAUUCUGUGUCCUCGGGCCAUAUCGAGGGAUACGGAAAACCCGGCCCUAUCGCCUGCAGUGCGAAUUAUUGUGUACAGCUUCUCAACCCGUACAUUGUCGGCAACGAAACAUUAAACUACCAGCCUCUGAUCGUUGGUGGGCCGGCCCCUGGAGCCCCGGGGGAAGAAGGCAUAUACCGCGCAGAUAGCUAUGUUUGUCAGGCUGCAAUCCACGCUGGCGUUAUUUCCGCCGCGCAUGGAGGAUGCGGUGUCGUUAAACUGGUCGGCUCUUCGCACGAGUACUACGGAAGCGAGGCCAACGGCUUCAACUCCACGGGAUUCCCAUCGACGUUCCCCAAGUCAUUUUCGUUCGUGAAACUGGAGGGGAAAGAAUUUGACUGUCCGCCAGAUAUGCGGUGGGUUCUGCUCGCCAUCACGGCAACAACUCUCGCACUGCUAUCAAUCUUCACCACGUCGCCGGCCAUCUUCUUCUUCAGUACUUUCGUCAUCCUCAUAAUGCAUGUCGGCCUCGUCUCGGACCCACCUGGCGUCUCUGGUGUGCCUGAGCUGCUUUCCCUGCUAUUCUCCCGCCUCCUCCCAGCAAGCUUUGUCGCAUACGUAUUGUAUCUAUACUGCGCCGUUCCGCUGUUGAAGCCUCUCUCAUCUCCGCCUGUGUACCAGAUCACCAGGACGAUUCUGUACCUAGGUCCUGCUUUCAUCGGCGCGCUGAACAACUACACCUUCGCGACCUGGAUACCGAUACAACGUCUCACCCCACAUGACAUACAGAAUCAACCUGGCGCCCCUCUCGCGCUAGCCAUCGUUCUGACCAUUGUUAUCACCAUCGUCCUUACCCAAGCUUGGCAAAUUCGCCAGGGAGGACUCUUCUUCCACUUCAUCAGAAUCUAUUUCGUCAUCGCUGUCUCGAUAAUUAUCCUUCUUGCUCUCCCAGGACUCCGCCUGCGUAUCCAUCACUACAUACUAGCCAUCCUUCUCAUGCCAGGAACAGCAAUACCUACACGUCCAUCCAUAAUUUACCAAGGACUUCUCCUAGGCCUUUUUGUCCACGGUGUUGGAAGAUGGGGCUUUGCAUCCAUCAUCGAAACCCCCAACGCACUGGGAGAACUACCUAGUGCCGGCACCUGGUGGGGCGCAACGACUCCGAGCAUCACAAAUUCAUCCGUCACCGUCUCCCUUGCCUCACCGCAUGAGAGGCACUACUACCCUGGCAACGGGAACAUUACAUUCAAGCUCUGGGACCGCGAGGAAAUGAAUAAAUUACAGGUCGAAGGUGUCAGCGUGCUAGUUAACGACGUAGAACGCUGGCGUGGAUACGUGGACGAGACAAGAAAGGGGAAGUUCACCUGGCAUCGUCGUGGCCUCAAGGGACUAAGUGCUAGAGAUCUCGACAGUCUGUCCAAGCUAGGAGAGGCGCCAUUGAAAGAUGAUGAUGAGGACGAUGACGAUGACGAUGACGACUACAAUUCACCACCGCAAGAUUUAUUUUUCCGAUUUGCGUAUCUGCGUGGUUCGAGUGCUGGGCUAUACAGUGGCGCCGGCGUUUGGUUACGGGAUGGGACUUGGGUGCCACCACCGCCAAGGGAGUGA